UUGCUUUGAUAUUUAGGCCAGAGAGAGAAUUGAGACAGAUAAGAGUGUGGACUCUUCUUCAAAGAAAGGAGUCAGAACAAUCAAGAAUAGAAAGAUCUGCGAACGUAGUCAAGAUUCAUAGUCAUGGCAUCAAAACUUCUAUUGGUUACAGUCUUCAUAUUCGAUCUCAUUGCCUUCGCUUUGGCUGUGGCAGCUGAGCAGAGAAGAAGCACUGCCGUAAUCAAGCAGGAUUCUGAAGUAAAUUACAAUUACUGUGUAUAUGACUCCGACAUUGCAACUGGCUAUGGUGUUGGUGCAUUUUUGUUUCUCAUGGCCAGCCAAGCCCUUAUAAUGGUGGCAAGUCAAUGCUUCUGCUGUGGCAAACCCUUGAAGCCUGGAAGUUCAAGGGCCUGGGCAAUUAUCCUCUUUAUUACCUGCUGGGUGUUUUUCUUCAUUGCUGAGGUAUGCUUGUUGGCGGGUUCUGUGAGGAAUGCAUAUCACACCAAAUACAGAACAGUUUUCAGUGAUAAUCCUCCUGAUUGCCAGACGUUGAGGAAGGGAGUUUUUGGGGCAGGGGCAGCCUUUACUUUCUUCACUGCCAUAGUUUCUCAGUUCUACUAUAUUUUCUACUCCAAGGCCAGGGACGGCUUCCAUACAUAUGGGGGAGAAAUCGGUGUGGGUAUGGGAACCUUCAAGUGAGCCUGUUUAAGGUUCUAUAAACCUGUAUAGAUUUGUCCACUACUGCCUGCCAAUAGCUGCACUUUAUGUUUGCAAGCUUCAAUUUAGUUUGUGCUCAAAUCAUCUUCAUGAUUUAUUUCUUCCUAUUCAUCAUGUUGUGAUAUUUUUUGGUUUUACUUUAACAUACCAAUAAUAGAAGACCACUGUUUGUGUA
Molecule: messenger RNA, 871 nt
Organism: Manihot esculenta (cassava)
Lineage: Eukaryota; Viridiplantae; Streptophyta; Magnoliopsida; Malpighiales; Euphorbiaceae
Exons: 3
Coding region: 124-678 (184 amino acids)
Source: RefSeq, a predicted model, not a curated record